AGGCAGCAUCUAUUGAGAACGGAAAGUCACUAUGAGUAAUCCCGAUUUAGUGAAAUUUCAAGCAUAUGCAUUUGUGACUGAAAGGACAGUGGAUGGUGACUGGGUUUUCUCAUUGGAGCUAUUUGUGACUCAUGCAUAUAAUGAAGAUGUAGAUAAAAUGUUUAAUAGAAGCUUGCUCUUCACUGGCAUUACAACUGUUGUUAUUGAUGUAUUGGAUAAGGGCAUUCGCUGCAAGGAUUUGGCACCAUUAGCAGCAUACAUUGUAAUCGGGUGCCCACCAGCUAAAGAGUUAAGAGUAGUCAAGAAACUGACUACUUGUCCAAAAGAAAUAUUCAAUGAUACAUUUAGUUACGUUAUAAAAAGGAAUGCAUAUGAUCCAGAUCGUCUAUUUCGUCCAGGUACAGGAACUAAGGACAUAUAUGUGCCUUAUGAUCAGGCUACAUAUGGAUGCCCAAUGGCAGUACAUUUUGAAUCUCCUUGGGUGCCAACACUACAGCUGUGGGUGGAUGGAAAAUUUAUAGAGGACAUCAAAGUGGAAUUUGUAAUAUAUGAAGUGAAUGGAAUGUUCAAUUAUAACUACGAUAAGCGGGUGUCACAAAUUAAUUGUUUAUCUGAGCCACAAACCUGGAAAUCCAUGUUAAGCAAACAGAAGAAUCCUAAUCCAGACACUGCGUGGAAUGCAAAGAAUUACCAUAGUUGUCAGGACCCUUUAGGUCCACGGAUCACUGACGGCAACAGGGAGUUCCAGAUUAUGGGUGGGGGAAAUGGAAAUCGCAUCUUGUUUCAAAAAUACACUGGUUUUUACAUUUUCAGAGUGAUUGUGGUCAACCCAACAUACAGUUUCUGUCAUCUUACUGCCACAUUCAGUGUCUACGUGUUUGGGGCCGCUCCGAUGUCCGCCUACUCAUCAGAACUUUUGCUGGCACUUUUCAUUAUUUUCCUGACCACAAUGGUUUUUAUUGGGUUUUGUCUGUUCAACUUGAAAACAAGGCUAAAGAAAACUGAUAUCAUUAUAAAGGUUCAGCAACAUCCAUCACAAUAAUCUUGUAGGUGUUGACGAGGCCCGUUGUAGCACUAAAAUUAGAUAGUGCAGGAUUUACUAUCUCUCCACUUACCUGUAAAAGAGAAAAAUAUAAAUAAUAUCACUUUUUUGGAGUCAAGUGAAGACAUUUUA
Callorhinchus milii (elephant shark) is the source of this 1174-nucleotide messenger RNA. Its product is annotated as cation channel sperm-associated protein subunit delta. The coding region runs from base 32 to 1042 and encodes 336 amino acids. Gene Ontology annotation, cellular component: sperm principal piece; CatSper complex. The transcript is spliced from 10 exons. Gene Ontology annotation, biological process: flagellated sperm motility; sperm capacitation. Lineage: Eukaryota; Metazoa; Chordata; Chondrichthyes; Chimaeriformes; Callorhinchidae. The record is from RefSeq and is a predicted model, not a curated record.